Molecule: messenger RNA, 3090 nt
Organism: Siniperca chuatsi (mandarin fish)
Lineage: Eukaryota; Metazoa; Chordata; Actinopteri; Centrarchiformes; Sinipercidae
Gene: rspo4
Product: R-spondin 4
Exons: 5
Coding region: 424-1176 (250 amino acids)
Source: RefSeq, a predicted model, not a curated record
GUGAGUUUUCCCACCAAGCUGCCAGUCUGGGGAAGUAGACGAGGCUCUCUGCUCUCCUCACCUCCGGUCUUUCUGAGUCUCCUGUGCUCUUCUUUUGUUGUUUAUGGCCGCCUGUCUCCUCAUCUUAGCCCUGAAUCUUCUGUGUGAAACAGGACGAAGGAGAAGAGGAUUUUCUCUCCUGUCUCUCCUCUCUUCUCUCACCUCUACACUCAUCGUUUUCAUCACUGCUUUGGGCCUGCAAGAUUAUCUUUUCCACUUCAUCUCCAUCCAUCCCAUCAUCGUUUAAACCCUCUUUCUUUGCCCUUUUCCCUUCUUGUAUCUUUCUGUCCCUCGCUGUGGAACUAAAUCUUCAACCUGCCACCCCUGGAGUCCUUUCAGAUGUCCACAGCCUGGCGCUGAAGCGGGCGCUUGCCAGCAGCCCAGAUGCAUUUGCGACUCUUUGCCAUUGUGAUAUCCUUGCUAUGUGAGGUGAUCAGGAUGGGGUCUGGCGUUGUGCAGAAACAAAGUGCUCAGAGAGAGACAUCAGAGGACUGUCGGAGCUGUCUAGAGUGUUCCCGUGACAACGGCUGUGUGCGUUGCCCAGAGCGACUCUUCCUGUUCCUGCAGAGGGAGGGGAUGUCUCACCAUGGAACUUGUCUCCACGCCUGCCCAGCUGGACACUACGGACAGAGAGGGAAGGACAUCAACCGCUGCAUGAAAUGUCGCUCGUUGGACUGUGAGCACUGUUUCAGCCGGGACUUCUGCACCAAGUGCAAGUCUGGCUUCCAGCUGUACAAAGGCAAGUGUCUGAUCAGCUGCCCAGAGGGAACCGUCGCACACCAGACAGACUGCCUCGAGGACUGUCUCCUGGCUUCAUUGGGAGAGUGGAGCGACUGGAGCGUCUGUCUCCGUGAUGGCGUCACCUGUGGCUUCAGGUGGGGCAAGCAGACCAGGACCCGGGGGGACGGGCAGUCUGGGGGAAUGCCUGAAGAGAAAGCAGCAUCAGUUUGCCCAUCCCACAGCGAGACACAGAGGUGCAGGCUGAAGAAAAAGUGUCCUACAGAAAGAAGAACGAAUAAAAAAGGAGGACUUGGGAGGAAGAGGGAGAGAAAACGACUACGGCUGCAUGCCAUCGACAAUGUUGGCAACUCGCCGAACGGAACAACAGACGCCGCCGGAGAGCAUGAGGAUCCCUGAGGACGAGGCGGACACACCCUGAGACGACACCUGACACAUGUUGAACAUGAAUAUCAGUCAGCUGACAUCAGCAGGAGCUUUGAAAUCUGACACCAAAUCAUUUUUUAUUAUGUUUCCCAAUCAACCUGUACAAUCAGAAACUUUAUUAAAACGCACUGCCAUUCACCAGAAUCUUGUUUACUGGAAACUCAAAAUGAACAGAUAAAAACAUGUUAUGACUAAGAAAUUCUUACAUCGUGAUACAUGUGACCAAUGAGUCAAAUUUCCCCACCCAAGCAAUGUUGCAACUUGGUGGUAGCCAAUAAAAUGACCCUUCAUGGAUAAACGCAUAAACUUUUAUAUAAUAAGAAUAGUUUGGUUUGGAAAUGGAAAUGUGAGUGUUAACACCGUAAAGUUGUUUUAAUCAAUCACCAAAUGUGUCUCUGACAUGUAGUAAUUUAACAUUUCUUGUGAAUUCGCCAAAAAUCAGAGAAGACUCUGGAUCGGGUUCACAAAAGUUAAGAAUCAAGUAAAAUGUGUGCAUUUACAUUUAACAAAGAAAUGUAAAACAAGCUGUGGUACCAACAAAUUCUCUAAAUAGUCCCAGAAAUUCCAGAAACUGUGAGAUUAUAGGUGGACUGUGGAGUUUUCCUGUAAACAAACUCAAACUUUCUCAUAAAGACUUUGCAAAGAUUUUACUUAAGUUUAAAACCUACAUUGACAUCCAUGUCUACUAGCUUGCCAUCUUCUUCUUCACUGCCUUUGUUGGUGCAUUAAUGGGUUUCUUGACAGGCUACUGCCACCUGUUGAUCAGUGGAAUAGUGUGAAACUGGUGACGUGCAUGCGACGCUCCAAAGCAUUAACAGUGGUCAAAAGCUCCACAGGAAACCUUUAAUUCACCAAACCUGACAGCCCUUCAGUCCUCUUGUAUGCACAGAGCUUUUCUGCUCACUUCUCUGACCUGCUGCUGAUUAUGCAGCCUUUAUCUGAAUACUUACACUCUUCAAUAAGUUCUCAGUCCACCUCGCAAAGAUGUGUGUGUGCUUUAGUCAUUUUGGGGAGUCAUGAACUGUGUGGUGUCACCUGCAGAUAACUAUAAGGUGGGCAAAAUAAUGUGAUUUACAGUAUAUAUAAUUCAAAAUGAAUUAUUAAAUUAAAGACGAUGACAGGCUCCUGUUUUAUCUUCUAUUGUGCAGUUAGUGAAGUUUCUGUGCUAUUCUAGUGAUAUUACCUGCUGUUCCCUUGAGUCUUUACCAAAAUCAGAGAGGCCACGGUACAAAAGUAAACUUUAAAAAAAGAGAAAGAAAAAAAGGUCAAGAAAAUAAGACAAUAAUCAACUGGACUUCAUCACUCAGUAACUCUAAAUUCAGAGAAGCUGCUCAGACCUGAUUUCCCCGCAAUAACAAGUCAUUUUUAAAGCGCUGGCCUCUGAAUCAUCUCAUUAAAGUUAGUGUCACUUUUUCCAGUUGGCUUUGUUUCUGAAUUAGAAAAUGCUGUAAAUACAGACAAAAAUGUUGUCUAUUGUGUUUCACAAGUUUGUUGUAUUUGUCAGAAACAAAGAAGGAAUUCCCACACAGUCAAACUACCAAUGAAAUUUAACUUCACACUUGGCCUUAUUUAGUUUUUCAAUAUAAACUUGCUGUAUGCUUGAAAGGAAUGGCUGAGACAAUGUAUGAAUUAAAUGUACUCAGUAACUCGUCAGACUUAUUAUCUGCAUGUCAUAUCUGAUAUUGCAAAAGAAAAGCACAAGUGAAGCUGAGGUGUAGCAGGACUGAAGAUGUGGGUGGUCCUUCUUUUUUUCAGCGCUUAUAAAAGAUCUCAUGUCUGUUCAUUGGCUUCUGUCAAUUGUAUAUUUAUCAAUACUGCUAUGACUAAAUAGGAUUUUAUUCCACAACAUGAAUGUAAGUUUCAAUAAAUGUAUAUUUUGAUGCUGCA